Ruditapes philippinarum (Manila clam) is the source of this 1306-nucleotide messenger RNA. RefSeq lists its product as uncharacterized. The transcript has 4 exons. The record is from RefSeq and is a predicted model, not a curated record. Bases 41 to 1306 code for a protein of 421 amino acids. Lineage: Eukaryota; Metazoa; Mollusca; Bivalvia; Venerida; Veneridae.
UGUGGGUAUAACCGAUGUAACAAAUCAAGAAGUAAACAAAAUGGCAACCGGAGGUCAGCCACAGACGCUAGAUAACCGUAUAUUUUUGUUUCGGUUACAAAUACUAGUCAUUGAUGGUGGCCUCCUGAUAUUGAGAAAUAUACUGGACCAGUCCUUGACAUCUCUGUGCAUAACGUUCAGUGCGUGCUUGAAUAAAGAAAAGUCAACAAUAACACUUUUGAAAAGCCGCGGUGUUAUAACCCAGGUCCAAUAUGACGUGUUGUUUCCAGCGGGUGGUAAAGUCCCAACUUCGUCAGAUUUGGACAUCACGCUGAUUAUUUGUCUUCUUAGAAACCUGAAAUGUUUUGGAUUAAAUAAAAAAUUUGACUGGAAGGCAACACCAGCACAAACCGAUGUAACAAUUGAAGCAGACAUAUGUCGGUUAAAGAAUUUCCGAAAUAAAAUAAGUCACAUAUCAAUAACGACUGCAAUACAACAAACUGAUUUUACAGCUUGGUGGAAUGAGAUUGAACAGAUACUUGUUCGUCGAAGUUCUCAAGCUUUGAAUAUUCAGCAAACAAUCGGCGAAUUCAAAACUUGCCCUCUUGAUCCGGAAGAAGAGAGAAGGAUACAGAAAGAAAUAAAAAAAUGGAAGGACUAUGAAGACGAUGUUGACCGACUAAAACAGGAAAUGACAGCCGUAAAAGAAAAUGUUACUGACGUGAAGAAAGGCCUUGAAGACGUAAAGGGAAAUGUAACUGAAAUGAACAAAGACCUUGAUGACAUAAAGGAAAAUGUUACUGACGUGAAGAAAGACAUAGACGACGUUAAAGUAAAUGAUGCUGCAGUGAAGAGAGACCUUGAUGGCAUAAUGGAAAAUGUAACUGAUGUGAAAAAAGAUCUUGAUGGCAUAAAGGAAAAGGUCACUGAUGUGAAGAAAGACCUUGAAGACGUAAAGGAAAAUGAUACUACAAUGAAGAGAGACCUUGAAGACAUUAAGGAAAAUAUAACUGGUGUGAAAAAAGACAUUGAUGAUAUCAAAAGAUGGCAAGGGGCAGAGAAAAGUAACGAAACCGAUUCAUCAGUACAAACAGAGGAGAGAAAAUAUCAAAAUCGCAAGAAGGGUAAGUUUGCACAACCAUCAUAUUUAGUAAAACAAUGCUCUUUGUCUGUCGUCAGUACAUAUCACCUUCCUCGGAGCGUUGGAGUUAUUAACAACCUUCUUGCAACAAUAUCGUCGAGAUAUAGAGGCAUCGAAUACGGUGGCAAGGGCGGCGAGUGCCGUCUAAAUAAUUUGCCAGAUAACUGUCACCGGUUCCCAAAGUGA